AUGCAGGGGCAUGGCCUGGGCCGCGCGCUGCGCGACGAAGGCCCUGUGCCCUAUGAUCGGCCAUACUCGCAAUUCGGUCACAGACCGGAGCCAGGGAUCGGGGAUUGGCAGGCCCGGCGGGAGGAAGGCCGGCUCGCGCGCUCGGGCACGGCGCUGUCGCGCACGACAGUGGGCCGGUCGCGCUCGCGCCGCUCCGGCGCCUUUGGGCGCGGCGCAGGCCUCACGGUCGGCACGCAGCCCGAGGAUGUGCUUGCGCGCGACGACAUCCACGAGCGCACUGAGGUGGCGGAGCGCGUGCUCUCGCCCGCGACGCUCAGAAAGAUCCAGGGCAUGGAGAAGCGCGAGGGCCGCGCGUUCGCGAAGAUGCUCAAGGCUGAGGGAAAGGAGCAGGCGCGCGCGGUCGAGGCCGCGCUCGUCGACCUCAAGCGCAUGGCGAAGAUGCAGAAGAGCGCGAUCGACCACGAGCGCAAGGCGCAGCGCAUCCUUGCCAAGUGGACGGGGCGGGAGCACCGCGCGCGCAUGCGCUUCCUUAGGGAGAAGGAGCGAUACGAGAAGGUCGAGGGCGAGCUGCGCAAUGCCGAGAACGACUACGAGGAGCGCCGCGACCAUGCCGCGGGGCUCACAGCGCAGAUCGCCGAGAAGACGCAGGAGCUCGACGACCUGCGUGCGCAGAAGGCUGCGGACGACCGCGAGCGCGAGGUCAAGCUCCUCGCGAUCAAGAAUCCGGGGCACGUGUGA
Molecule: messenger RNA, 738 nt
Organism: Cutaneotrichosporon oleaginosum
Lineage: Eukaryota; Fungi; Basidiomycota; Tremellomycetes; Trichosporonales; Trichosporonaceae
Source: RefSeq, a predicted model, not a curated record